GGUUGUUUCUUAAUAUUCCAACGGUUUGACCUUAUUCAUAUAUAUCAUAUAACACCAAUAUGUCUGCUGCCACUAAGAUUUUAUCUGAAAAACCAUCUGAAUUAGAAUUACAAGUUGCUCAAGCUUUUGUUGAUUUAGAAUCUCAAAGUGACUUGAAAGCUGAAUUAAGACCAUUACAAUUCAAAUCCAUCAAAGAAAUUGAUGUUAACGGUGGUAAAAAAGCUUUAGCUGUUUUCGUUCCAGUUCCAUCUUUACCAGCUUACAGAAAAGUUCAAACUAGAUUAACCAGAGAAUUAGAAAAAAAAUUCCCAGAUCGUCAUGUUGUUUUCUUAGCUGAAAGAAGAAUCUUACCAAAACCAUCUAGAGGUUCAAGAAAACUCCAAAAGAGACCAAGAUCUAGAACUUUAACUUCUGUUCACGACAAAAUCUUAGAAGAUUUAGUUUUCCCAACUGAAAUUGUUGGUAAAAGAGUUAGAUACUUAGUUGGUGGUAACAAAAUUCAAAAAGUUUUAUUAGAUGCUAAAGACUCUACCGCUGUUGAUUACAAAUUAGACUCUUUCCAACAAUUAUUCAGUAAAUUAACUGGUAAACAAGUUGUUUUUGAAAUCCCAGGUGAUGUUUACUAA
Molecule: messenger RNA, 626 nt
Organism: Hyphopichia burtonii NRRL Y-1933
Lineage: Eukaryota; Fungi; Ascomycota; Pichiomycetes; Serinales; Debaryomycetaceae
Gene: RPS7A
Product: 40S ribosomal protein eS7
Exons: 1
Coding region: 60-626 (188 amino acids)
Biological process (GO): ribosomal small subunit biogenesis; translation; rRNA processing
Cellular component (GO): cytosolic small ribosomal subunit; 90S preribosome; small-subunit processome
Molecular function (GO): structural constituent of ribosome
Source: RefSeq, a predicted model, not a curated record